AUUCACCCCCCCCCCUCUAGACUUUAUAUUUCACCACUUUGGGACCACCAAUUGGUAUCAGAGCAAACUUCUCACUAUCUACGUUUAGAUUAACGAGAAGCGAUCAUAAUGGUGAACAAUAUGGAUCACGGUUUGCCCAAGUUUUCUCUUCUAGGUUAUGAUGAUUGGAAGAUCAUGAUGGAAGCACACCUCUACGCUCUACAUGAUUGCAUGUGGAUGGUGCUUGAGGAUGGACCCUUGAAAAUCCAAAUGGAGAAUUCUGAGAGGAAUCCAGCAACUCCAGAUGUAGUCCAGUACAUUCCAAAGCCCAAGGAAAAAUGGGAUGAUAGAGAUUGCAAAAAGCACAAUCUGGACAACGUCGCCAAAGCAGUCAUCUUCAAGACACUUGAUCCCAUCACCUUCUCCAAAAUCAAGCAUCUCAAGACUGCCAUGGAGAUAUGGCAAGGUCUUGGGAAGCUAUGUGAGGGAUCAGAGGACUUGAGAAAGCAGAAGAUAGAAGUCCUGCUUGAGAAGUUCAAAGGCUUCAAAAUGCUUCCCGGAGAAUCAUUUGAAAUGUUGGAUGAAAGGUUCCACAAAAUCUUGAAUGAUCUUGCCUCACUUAACCACGUUCUUUCUCCCAAAGAAAAGAAUGUAAGGUUACUGAGAUCACUUCCAACCGAGUGGUAUACCAAAGCCACUGCCAUGGAAGAAGGAAGAAACCUGGAAAACUACACUGUCCAAGGGACCUGCCCAAGGAACUGUGACACACCCUCCUCCAGCCAGCCGUCAAGCUCAAAAAUGGAGAACUACGAUGAGGAAUUUGCCAUGAUGGUCAAGCAAUUCCGGAAGUUCAAGAAGUUCUUCAAGAAGGCUGAUUCAAUCAGAAGGCCAACCAAGGGAAAACCACAAGUAAGUGACUCCCCUCCUGAAUCCUAUUUAUGCUAUAACUGCAGGAAGCCUGGCCACUGGAAGUCAGCAUGCCCAUACCCAAAGAUGGAGAAGUACGGAGAAAGAGAAAGAAACGAGAAGAAAAAGAAGGCAAUGGUUGCUGCUGAAAGUGACGAGUCAUCCAGCUCAAGCUCGGAUGAAGAAGCCCUCGUCUGCAUGGAGCGCAGGGUUGAAAAGACCAACCAUGAGGAUAGAUGGACUAUGUCAGAAGAUGACACUCUCUGCCUAAUGGCCAAAGAUGAUGCUGAUCAAGAGGUAAUUUCACAAACCUCCUGCUCAUCUUCUUAUGAAAGCAUACCAACUUCUGAAAAUCUUUUUGAUCAGUUCAAAAAGAUGAUGGAAGAUUUUAAGGAAAUAAAUCUCAAACAUUCAUCCUUAACAGAAGAGAACAAGCUGUUAAGUGAAGAGAAUCUCAAGUUGACUGAAGGUCGGAAAAGUCAACUAAAUGAGAUCACUCAACUUAAAGCUGAAAAUGAAUCUCUCUCUGAAAAGGUGAAAUCCCUUAAUAAAGAGCUAGGGAUACUUAAGUCCAAAGAAGCAGUGGACAAGCUUCUUGAAACGACCAAACAUAAGGGUCGUGAAGGACUUGGGUUUGACCCCUCCAGUUCCAAAAGGAAAGGGAGAACAACUUUCAUCCCUCCUAAACCUACUGCCAAACCAAAUAAGCAGAAAGGAAAGGAAAAGGAGAAACCAACAGAAGUUCCCAAAAAGAUGUCCCUUCUCCAAAUGGACAUCAGAUCAGCCCUAGCAGUAGCUUCUGCAAAUCAGGUAGUGACCAAAGACUACUUGAAGGUGAUCAUUGACAAUCAAAAGGAGGCAUACAAGCUGUUCAGACUUAUUGGCGCAAAUUCUGGGAACCGCAAGAUGGAAGUAAUUCUCCAACAACACAGCCCAUCUCCAAUACCACAGCUCCCUAUUGCAGUCAAAGAAGGAGAAGUAUCUUAUAUUCCUUCUCAUCUGAACAUGACAAAUAUAAUCCUUGAAGCACAGCAAAGAAAUCCGGAAAACUCAGCACAGCAUCUAUCCAGCUCAGGACUGGAUGGAACAGAAUUUAUAGGCACAGUUGUUGACCACUUCUCAAAUGAUGCUCAAUCAGAAGAGAGACGUGAAAAUUUAAGGCGCAUCAAAGAACUGUGCGGGAACAUGAAGGGAAUCAGUGAGGUUGCCGGAUCUUCAAAGCGCAAGAGAAACUGAAGGUUCUUUUCAUCAAACCAGGGGGAAAGUAUGUGAAAACACUAAUUUGCUUUGAUGAAAACACCUUAACACCUUCCUGUUUAAACAUUGCUUGAUUGGUUUAAACAUUGCUUCAACAAUUCUCUUAUUUGUGCUUAUUAUGCUUAACUCAAGUAUGAUUAUGCUUAAUUAUGAGAAAUUUUGUUUCUGAAGCGCAUACAGGGGGAAUGUAAUUCAGGGGGAACUUAACUAGUUUUGGCUAAUAAUUGUUUUUGGCUAUG
Molecule: messenger RNA, 2381 nt
Organism: Cuscuta campestris
Lineage: Eukaryota; Viridiplantae; Streptophyta; Magnoliopsida; Solanales; Convolvulaceae
Source: the annotation of a GenBank genome assembly